This is a messenger RNA of Colletotrichum paranaense, 3606 nucleotides long. RefSeq names its product stress response protein NST1. The coding region runs from base 1 to 3606 and encodes 1201 amino acids. The transcript has a single exon. NCBI's taxonomy places the organism in Eukaryota, Fungi, Ascomycota, Sordariomycetes, Glomerellales, Glomerellaceae. The record is from RefSeq and is a predicted model, not a curated record.
AUGCCGGCCAACCAUCGCCAGCCGGCAGCUCAGACGCCAGCGUCACCGAAUACAAAGUCCACCGCGAGAUACACAAACAAGGAUGGCUCCAAGAUCAUCACCGUCCCGAAAGGCCCCCCCUCCGCCGAACCCUCGCAACCCUCUACUCCGACCUCGUCGGCAAAGGCGCCCAGCGUCCAGACCCUCGAUACCAACGGUGCUGACCCCUCAGCGCCUACUGUGAAUCGAAAGAAGCAGAAGCGUCGGGCAAAGGCUGCCGCCAAAGCUGCUGCCGAGCAAGCCGCUGUCCAACCACCAAACGGACGUCGCCCGAGUCCUGCUCCUGGUGCGCCCGCGCCCAAACCCCAGGUUGCCCAAGAUGACGAGGAUCAGGAGUCCAGCGAUGACGAGCCCGAAGACCAUCACUCUACCGACGACCGGCCCCAUGCCAACGGCUUCUCCGCGACCAAAUCCAAAAAGUCCAAAAAGAAGAAGAAGAAGAACGGAAAGAACCCGCAGCUGGCCAACAGCCAGUACGACAGUGUUCCGUUUCCUCAUUCUCACUCCCACUCGCCAUUGACGCCCCGUGGCCCUGGUAUCUCCAAGGAUAAGAUCUGGAACACCAGCUCGCAGGAGGAGCGGGAGCGCAUCAAGGAGUUCUGGUUGGGUCUCGGCGAAGACGAGCGCAAGUCGCUAGUCAAGGUCGAAAAGGACGCCGUCCUGAAAAAGAUGAAGGAGCAGCAAAAGCAUACAUGCAGCUGUACUGUUUGUGGCAGGAAGCGCACCGCCAUUGAGGAGGAACUCGAAGGCCUGUACGACGCUUACUAUGAGGAGCUCGAGACCUUUGCGAACAACGGAGAAGGACCGCAUAUUCUGCCCCCUCACCGCGAAUUCCCCUUGCGACCUUCACGCAUUCCGUCAUCCUACACAGGCCAACCACCGUCACGCGGCCGUAUAGUGGAACAUGUAGGCGACGAUGACGACGAGGAGGAGCCAGAGGAGGAGUACAGCGACGAGGAGGAGGAUCUCGAGGAGGAGGAGGAAGAAGAGGAAGACGAAGAAGACGACGAGUACAGCGACGAAGAUGAACCCCCCGAAGAUACUCACCCUCACGAUCGAGACGUUGCCGACUUCUUGACGUUUGGGAACAGCCUGCAAGUCAAGGGUAUGCAGCUUCUGGACUCCCUACUCUGCAGAUAUGGUAACAUGGACUUAGGCGGCAUACUCACCGUUGCGGAUGACCUCCUCAAAAACGACGGCAAGCGUUUCAUCGAAAUGAUGGAGCAGCUCGCCGAACGCCGCAUGGCCCGAGAAGAGGACGCCAAGGAGCACUUCUCUCGCGGCUACGCUCAUCCCGCCAACGGCUCUUACUCGAAUCAUAACCAUCCUCCUCCCGAAGACGACUAUGACGACGAAGAUGAGGAGGAGGAUGAGGACUAUGAUGACAGUCAAGAAGAGGAAUACGAGGAUGAAGAAGUGAGCUCCUCUCAAUACACAUAUGACCAUAAACACUCGAGUACUGAGCAUUACUGUUGUCAUCAUCAGGACACGAUGACCGAGGAACAGCGCAUGGAAGAGGGUCGUCGCAUGUUCCAAAUAUUCGCCGCUCGAAUGUUUGAGCAACGGGUCCUGACAGCCUAUCGAGACAUGGUCGCCAAGCAACGCCAGCAACAGCUCAUCGAGGAACUCGAGGAGGAAAAUAGGCAAACCGCUCAGAAGAAAGCCAAGAAGGCCAAAGAGAACCAGAAGCGCAAGGACAAGGCCGCGCUGAAGAAACAGCAACAGGCCGAGGAGAAGGCGCGGAAGGAGGCCGAGAAGGCUGCAGAGGAGGCCGCUCGACUCGAGGAGCAGCGGCGAAAGGUGGAAGAGCAGAGAAUGAGAGCGGAGGAGAAACGUCGAAAGAAAGAAGAGCAGAAGCGACUGGAAGAAGAAGAACGCCUUCGCAAAGAGACCGAUCGACAACGCCGACUCCAGGAACAGCAAGAGAAGCGCGCGGAGCAAGAACGCAAAGCGCGCGAAUCCCGCGAGAAGACUCAGAAGCUCAAGGAAGAAGCACGAUUACGCGAACAGGAAAUCCGAGACCAGAAGGACAAGGAGCUCCGUGAGCGCAAAGAGAAGCAGGAACAGGCCAAACGCGACAAGGAGGCCAAGGCCAAGGCUGAGAAGGAAAGCAAGGAUCGCAUCAAGCAGGAGGAAAAGGCUGCCCCAAAGGCUGCCACGGUUGCUGCUGCUCCUAUUCCCAUCCCCACCUCAGGCCGGCGACUAUCGCAACACCCAGUACCGAUUCCGACACAUCCAUCCAACCCAGCAUCCUAUGCGUCCCCCAAGAUACCCGUUGCAACACCGGCUCUUCCCAAAGCUCCGACACCAAUCCGUCCUAAGCAUGCCUCUCAGCCACUGGACACCAGCUUGCCUGAAUCCCAAGCUUCGCGAUCAGGCUCUACUGCCAGCCAAAACCCAUCGCCACACCCUGCGACACCCGGCCGCAUGAGUCCUGGGCCGAUUGGUUCAUGGAAGACUAGCGUGGCGACCACAAGCUCGCUACCCCAUCCCAAUUCCAUAUCACCUUCGAGUAUGAAAGGCCCGAUGCAGCCUGGCCCCUUCGGCAUGCCUAUGAGCAUGCCUCCACCCGGCUUCAACCCGCCGCCAGGUCUGGGAAAUCGUCUGCCAGACCCAAACAUCUUUGGUCCGCCUGGUAUUACCGGGUUUGGCAGACCUCCUCCCCCUCUAGGCAUGAUGGCCGUUCCGCCAGGUCUUAACGGGCCAGCUGGACGUGGCUUCAUGCCCGGCCCACCUCCUGGCUUCCCACAGCCCAUGGGCGACCAUAUGCAAAACAUGGCGCCAGGACCCGGAUCACAUUCGAGACAACAUUCCGGCAGCUUCGACCCAGCUACAUCGCCAAUUCCAACACAGCCUAUCGGCAGGCCAGCGCCCAUUGGACGACCAGGUAGUGUGGUUCAGGGACACCGAAAUGAUGCAUCAGACGACUUCACAAACCAACAGCAUCUUGGCAGCAGCGUCCUGGUAGAUGAUGCAUCGGACCCGAUGAACGCAGCAAUCAAUGCGGCAAGGCACCGUAGCCAGUUGCAACGGUCAGCGUUUCCACUGCCAUUCGACAAUGGGUUUUCUAGCAUCAACAAUAGCUUGUGGGGACCCUCACCAAUGUCAUACACCGUGGCCCCCGGAGUGGGAAACUCGACCUGGGGAAGCCCUACUAUGAUGCAGCCUAUGCCUCCGAUCCGUACGGCGGGAAACCCUCGUUCGGUGACGAUUCGGCUCAUGAUGUGUCGAGCCUGCAAGGAGCUGCAAGCCCGCAACCCGAAGAGCUCAGAGUCUUUUGUUGAUCUAGCAGCGGUCAAGGCAGAGGUUGACCAGCUCAAUAGGACUGAGUCUGUCCCUGAAGUUGAUCUGUUGGCUCUCGCCGAAACAGAAGGCAACCUGCAGAAUGGUGGCGGCACCUUUGAGGUCCAGUUGGAUGCAAACGGCCCAGGGCAGCACUUGAUGCGAUGGGUACCUGAGUUCAACGACAUGGCGUAUCCUGCCCAUAGGCCCGUAGGUGCACCAGGCGAGAUCGGAAGCCCCAUCAUCGGCAGCGGCGCACCUGCGUUCUUGGCUAGAGGACACUAG